CACACCGCCCUUCGGACCGCAGUCCGUUUCGGUUGCCCUGAAGACGCAUCGCGACAGGAGGCGUGAGCGGGAUGACAUGUGCGGGAGCGUGGAAGGAGGUGGUCCUGGCAGAGUUCCAGCACCUUCCAUGCCUUCUCACUGCGUCCCUAGUUGCAGUUGUGGCAUAGCCCUGCACAUACCGAGAUGGGGAACAAAAUAAGUUGUUCUUGUGCCCCAUUGAUCAAGAGGGCCUAUCGCUACGAAGAUUCACCUUGGGCUGUUACCAGGCGUCGAGAGGGACACCUUUUGCGAUUCACGGUGCUCCUUCCUAAGAGUGAAGAUGCUCGAGCCUUGGCUAUACUGUUAUGGGCGGAGGUGUUCCACGUGAGCAGCACUGGAUCGGGUCAAUUCAAGUGGCAGCAAGUGAGCGAGGACCUCGUCCCCGUCAACAUCACCUGCAUCCAGGAUAGUCCCGACGCCAUCUUUCACAUCACUGCCUACAACCCUCAAGUGGAUAAGAUCCUCGACGUCCGCCUCGUCCAGCCGGGAACUAAGAUCGGGCAAGCAUCGGAAUGUUUUGUGUACUGGAAAGACCCGAUGACUGGGGACACGUGGGGACUCAACUUCACUUCGCCCCUCGAUGCCAGGCAGUUUCGCGAAUGCUGCUCUCCAUCGUUCAAGUUCUCGCGGAAGGCUUCGUCGAGUUAUUCCCUGAAGAUGGAAGCUCCACGUCAUCGAAAGAACAGCAGCCGGCGACACGCACAGAGCACUCCGAGUUCACCUUCCAAGGCCGGCCUGGACCGGGAACCCCAGUGCACCUGCAUGACGCCCGAACAGCAGGCGAGGUACCGGGCCGCUCAGGGGUUCCACUCCAUGAGUCACCGGACUUUGCCGUUGGCACCGAGAUCUCAGAUCAUGGCGGAUUAUUACGACCAACUCGAUCAUCGUAGUGGGAGUCGGAUGUCGUUGGACCACGAAAUGGACCGUCGGCGUGGGAACGGCUUGCAACGCAGGGAGCUCACCGCGACGAAAUCGGUGGAUUACUCGGAGAUGGAGUCCGUGCGCGAGGGAUUCCAGAGCCGACGGAACAAGAGCAAGAGCACGGACGACGUGAGCCAGCUCCGCUUCGACAGCAACACGCUGAAGAGGAUGCUUCAACCGAUGGGAUCCCUGGACAGCCCGGUCACUUCCCCGGAAUGCCCCCGCCGGGGAUCCGCUCAACGUCCCUCUCGGCUCGACGGAUUCCUCUCCGAACCCGAAAGCAGUCUGGCCCGGAUGAAGCGGGAGUCCUCGUUCCUCGACUCCAACUGCUACGCCACGACACCCAGCUCCAGCAACGGAGGCGGGAACUCGGACGCCGAGAACCCUCUCGGAUCCCCCAAUGCGAAAUUGCUCAAGGAAUACGAAGCCCAUCUGAGGAGUACCUUGGCUCAAGGUCUCGAGGCCGAAAGCAUAUCUCUCAACACAUUCGAAGCGCUCAUUUCACAGAGCAUGGAUAACCUCGCACAAUCUUGUAGAAGCUUGCCGUCGACGUCUGCCAGCGCUAGAAGGACACCCCGCCCUAUGAGUGCUGGCCCCCUGCGUUACCCCAGUGGCCAGAGAUUGGACCGGGGAUACGUGAGCGACCACUGGGAUUCCAGGCAACAUCGAAGAUCGGGGUAUGGGAGUGACCUGAGGGGAUCCGGCUACCUCAGCGACCACAGGCCCCUUUUAUCCACGUCUCGGGAUCUGUCUCAUCAGCCCUCAUCUGUGGAAAGCACCGAUUCCCGCAUCUGCUACCUCACUUCCUCUGAAAUAUCGGACGACGAGCGGUUGUCGCUGACGACUGCGCUGAGCGACGACGAAGACAUGGGGAAUCCCAUGGGGAAUCGAUCUGGCAUCCCGGCUGCUUCAUUCAGCUGCACCGGAGCCGUGAGGAAAGCUGGGUUCCUGAGCGUGAAGAAGUGGUUGCUUCGAAAAAAGCACCGGAUCGAGCUGGCCCGGAAACGGGGCUGGAAGGGGUACUGGGUGUGCUUGAAGGGGACAACGAUGCUCUUUUAUCCUUGCGAUUCCUCCGAGGACAGCAGCAACGAAGCCGGCCAACGGGGCAACAACGUGGAGGCCAGUCCGAGGCACCUCAUCAUUGUGGAUGGAGCUAUCCUUCAGCCGAUCCCCGAGCAUCCCAAACGAGAGUACAUCUUCUGCCUCAGCACCGCCUUCGGCGACGCCUACUUGUUUCAGGCCCCUUGUCAAGUGGAACUGGAGAAUUGGAUUCAGAGUAUACACGGGGCGUGUGCGGCAGCGUUUGCCAGGCACAGAGGCAAGACCGGCACUCUCCAUCUGCUCAAAGAAGAAGUCCUGCGUCUCGAGAAGGCUAUAGAAUCCGACCGGAAGCUGAAACAUAUGGCCGAGCUGCAGCUGUCGGUUGUAUCUGACGCGGAUUCCAAGUAUCAGAUCCAAUCGCAAAUAAACCAGUGGGAGGAGAAUCUGGAGAGGCUUCGAUGCGAGCAAUUCCGGCUCCGGUGUUACAUGGCAUCUCUGGAGGGAUCCGAGCUCCCAAAUCCCAAGAACCUGUUGACAAACGUGAGCAGAGGUACAAAGUUGACCCUAAACCGACUGGGAGUGUUCACGGUGUCAUCGCUGCAUGCGUACAUCUGCGCACGGAGUCCGUCCCUGUUGAGCAAUCUGCUGGCAGGGAGAGGAGCGACGAAGCGACGUCCCUACGUACACACUCUCUCCCGAUCAAACUCAGGCUCCAGCAAGCGAAGCUUUCAGAUCGAGCCCGGGGAGUCCAGCGUUGGGAAGACUUCCUUUAAGGUCUAUACGGUCCCGCUUCCCAACAACCAGGUCCGAUUCUUUAUGUUUCUCCCCAGCUAUCAGGAACGAUCUUAUGUUGUUUCGCUCCGACCAGAAUUCAUGAUGCAUGCACUCCACGAUAUCCAGACGUUCCAUUACUAUAACUUCAUGGACCUGCCAGUCCGAGGGAUUUCUCACAGGACAUUAAAGAAGUCUUGUCAUUCUAUGGCUUUCCCCCCUGUAGAUCCAUAA
Messenger RNA from Darwinula stevensoni, 3006 nucleotides. The record is from the annotation of a GenBank genome assembly. Lineage: Eukaryota; Metazoa; Arthropoda; Ostracoda; Podocopida; Darwinulidae.